Messenger RNA from Penicillium daleae, 603 nucleotides. RefSeq names its product Zinc fingerRING-type. NCBI's taxonomy places the organism in Eukaryota, Fungi, Ascomycota, Eurotiomycetes, Eurotiales, Aspergillaceae. The record is from RefSeq and is a predicted model, not a curated record. The coding region runs from base 1 to 603 and encodes 200 amino acids. The transcript has a single exon.
AUGUCCCCAACCAACCAAACCCCCAAAACCCAACCACCCCUUCUACACCUCGACCCGAUCUCCGAAUACCGCGCCUGGCAAGCCCUCCAAAUCUACUUCACCGUCCUGCUCAACCGCCAACUCCACCGACGCUUCCAACUCGAACAAAAAGCCAUGCAAGACCUCCCCGUCUCGCGCCGCUUCCGCCCAGUAAUCCUCCUCGAACCAGUCCCAACCCUAACCAAACCACCCACCACCAUCACCAGAAAAACCCUCCACUCCCUGCAAGCAAAAGUACACCUGCUCCGCGCCCGCGUCGAAAAGGGCAAAGAACUCGCCUCCGAAAUCGAGCGCCGCAUGCACAACACCUCUAUCGCGUUCCCCACGCACUUCUGCCAUACUUGUGUCGUGGACGGGCAGUCUGGUGGUGUGGAGGUAUUGCUGACGAAAUGCGGACACCGGGUUUGUCGGACUUGUUUGGGGUUUGGGACUGAUGGGGAGGGGGUUUAUGAGUGUAGUAUCUGUUUUCGGCCGGCGCAGCUUAUAGUUAGGGGGAGGGAGAGGGCGCCGGUGGGGGUUGGGGUGGGCGUGUCGGGCAGAGGAGUUGUAACGAGCAGAUUGUGA